Lindgomyces ingoldianus is the source of this 2355-nucleotide messenger RNA. RefSeq lists its product as uncharacterized. NCBI's taxonomy places the organism in Eukaryota, Fungi, Ascomycota, Dothideomycetes, Pleosporales, Lindgomycetaceae. Bases 1 to 2355 code for a protein of 784 amino acids. The record is from RefSeq and is a predicted model, not a curated record. The transcript has 21 exons.
AUGAAGAAUUUCCUUAGGCAGGAAACCGACUCAGCUCCUAUGGGUCUAGAAAAUUUGGUGGAUCAGUUCAUCCUAGCUGCUGAAUCGGACUGUGAUGGCCCUUGUGAUGGGCUGACUAGACAAACAAACAUACGGCCGAAUCCGCUCCGCGUGAAAUCGAAAGUACUAGGAAAAAUCCUUGAUGUUCAACUAGAUUUAGCUUCUGCUCUAGCCUCAUUUAGCGGCUUAAUCAGUUAUUCGACGAGCUUCCAUGCAACGAAACAUCAUGGUUUCCAGGUUCUUACUACGGUCUUGAAUUUUGUUGCCCUGUGUGAGCUUUGGGAACUCCCUGAUUAUGGACAGACUGCUCCACAAUUAGGCAGACUUCGCAUUCUGGCUGGGUCCUGCAAAGGAAAGCUGAAGAAUAGCCCCCAAUUCUUUCUGAGGCCGAAGGGACACUUGGUGGAGGGCGUGCAAUACCGCUGCAAUUUUAGUGCAUGUCGGGUCUAUGAUGCAGCCCGUGCUCGGUGUACGGUAAAGGAAUUCAUGAGGUCAGGUAAGAGACAACCCGCAUGGAGCGAUUAUCGCAACCUUGUGCGAAAGAAGGCCGAGCUGCGGAUUGACAUGCGAGAGCGUAAGACAGGAGGGGAGGAGCAUUCCACCGGGGCUUUUGACCUGGCGGAACGGAUAAGUUGGCGGACGCGACGGACAACCGCUUAUGCCAAGCCCCUGCCAAGGAUCAACGGAGGCGGGAAACGGUAUUUAGAAUGUAUCAUUCAGACACCGCGCGGAACUGUGUAUGAUCAUCCAAGGUGCAACAUUCGGUGGAUCGACAACGGGCUCCACCGAACUGGCCUAGCGCAAAAGAGGGAAACCAAAUGUGAACACCCCGCCGCCUCAAGAAUUCAACAAUCUUUUUGCGUACCUUUGGUGAUGUAUCACCAAUUGCGUCCGUCCCAUCCAUUGCAGUGCACCAGCGUCGUCGGCCUCAUUACCUUCGGUGACAGUCCCAAAUCAGGAUUUACGUUCGACGGAAUAUCAAAGAGUUUAGUCACGAGACUGAAUUCAGCAGCUCCCUAUCUACACUGUGGCGCAAGCAUCCUGGGUCAGAAGUGCACGACGAACAGCCCGUUUCCUGGGCGUAAGUCUGCCUUGCGGGGAAAACGCCAUUUUGUCGAUCAACUUUCAUGGCCCCCACGAAAUCAGUUUUGGAUAGAUGAUACGGCCUGCCUACACCGCUGGCCAUUGACAGGUGCUGAAGUGUGCCAAGACAUACUUCAGACGAGGCUAGAUGAAUCCCCCAAACGCGUUUUCUUGCUGCAUCUUCUCAUAAGGCUAGGCUUCACUUUUUUCGGUGUUGGUUUGAAUAGAAGUUGCGAGCUCAUUAGGCGCUCAGCGAAGCGCUUGCAGCCUGAUUUUGAGAAGUUCCACAUUUUGAUACCUUGGUAUGUUCUAGCUGCCUUGGUAACGGAUAUUCCUCGACUACUGGUGUCCUGGGUGAUCUACCAGAAUUAUGAUGACAACCUUCCGAAGGAAUGCCUCCCGCAAAGCCCUCGACAAGUUUUAGAUCCACUAUUUCCGCAUGGAGCUAAAAAGCUUGGUUCAACUACUCACAAUCAACUAUUAUGCCUUGUCAAUGCAUGGAGCAUUUCUAGUUCUUUUGAUAUAGCUUCCUACAACGGGAUCUGUGACUAUCAGAACCGGCCAUGUAAAUGGACGGAAAGACUACCAACCACCUUUCCGUGGCAUUCUCUCGCUUUUAUGACCCGAAGAUGCAUUUGCCUUAUUAGUAUUGAAGGCUUGUAUUUUCGCCCCCCCGCGUUCCUCGUUUCGCAACCGCGCGCUGACCUGAAACCCGGCCCACCCCACAGCUCACAACACCGUCCAAGCUCUACCUCGCCACGACUUUCUCUACUCGCCAAUCUGUCUAGCCACUUUAGCGCACUUCAUGGAUACCAAACACGGCAAAUUAAGGCGGAAAUCUGCCUCGUGGGAUUUCAACUUGAAAUGACCCAACAUCGUGGCUCCUGGAUCGCCACAAAUGUUGAAAUACCGUGGACAUGGGCCUGUCUGGCUAGAGGACAACCGUCCAGUCUCACAUUGAUUGGGCAUUUCUGUGCAUAUCAUCGCGAUUCUCGCAUUGAACACCGGUUACUGCGCAGGGAGGUUCAGCCAACUUCCGAUGCAUGGCAAAGGACGAAAGAAACAACUAAACGUCUUGCAAUCACGGUGCUGCCCUACCUGCACUCCGCUAUUGCAUACUUUGUAAAGCACCAUAUACUCCAGGCCGCCGAAUUAGACGAUCUGAAGGCGAAAACCGCAAUGCGACCCUUCUCGCGAAUCUUAGCACCAAGAUGCUCUACUAUACAUCCAUAA